Molecule: messenger RNA, 1238 nt
Organism: Pteropus alecto (black flying fox)
Lineage: Eukaryota; Metazoa; Chordata; Mammalia; Chiroptera; Pteropodidae
Gene: CABP1
Product: calcium binding protein 1
Exons: 7
Coding region: 127-810 (227 amino acids)
Molecular function (GO): calcium ion binding
Source: RefSeq, a predicted model, not a curated record
GUCCUGGAGGAAGAGCGCGGGGCAGAGAGAGGCUGAGGUUGGCGGUAACAGGGACUAAGGUCUCUUAGCCCCCGGGAGCCUCCUUCAUGGACCUGGGGAUCCUCAGAGGGGCUGCCUCAGCUUAGGAUGGGCAACUGUGUCAAGUCUCCACUGAGAAAUCUCUCAAGGAAGAUGCGCCAAGACGAGAAGACCAGCUACAGGGUGGUGCAGACGAGCGAGGAGGGGCUGGCAUCCAGCGGCGAGCUCCCCGGACCGCUCCUGACGCUGGCCCAGAACUGUGCCAUCAUGCACAACCUGCUGGGCCCCGCCUGCAUUUUCCUGCGCAAGGGCUUUGCUGAGAACAGGCAGCCUGACAGAUCACUGCGGCCAGAGGAGAUCGAAGAGCUCCGAGAGGCCUUCAGAGAAUUUGACAAGGACAAGGAUGGCUACAUCAACUGUCGGGACCUGGGCAACUGCAUGCGCACCAUGGGCUAUAUGCCCACCGAGAUGGAGCUUAUUGAGCUGUCCCAGCAGAUCAACAUGAACCUGGGUGGCCAUGUGGAUUUUGAUGACUUUGUGGAACUAAUGGGACCUAAACUCCUGGCGGAGACGGCAGAUAUGAUUGGAGUAAAGGAACUGAGAGAUGCUUUCCGAGAGUUUGACACCAAUGGUGAUGGGGAGAUAAGCACCAGUGAGCUGCGAGAGGCCAUGAGGAAACUCUUGGGUCAUCAGGUGGGACACCGAGACAUAGAAGAAAUUAUCCGAGAUGUGGACCUCAAUGGGGAUGGACGAGUGGACUUUGAAGAGUUUGUCCGGAUGAUGUCCCGCUGAGGCCGUGAGGGCCCCUCCAGGACUGCCAAGCUCCCACAGGCGGGGAGAAGAGAAGCCAGAGCUGGCCUCACCCCGCCGUAGCCGCCGAGAGCCCAGGAUGUACUGGUGGAAGGGGCCUGCCUGCACCCGGGGAGGUGCCCACCCCGGACCCCCACCCCUGCACUGUGAAAGACUCACAACUCCUGCAACUGGAAAAGGGGGUGCCCGCCGACAAGGAGGCCACAGUGCCAAGCCCACAGAGGUCAUGCAAGGCGCCAAGUGCCAUGUGCCCAGCCACUGCUGGCUGGGCGGGCCAGGGAGCCGGCCAGCAGAUCCCACACAGCAUGUCUGCCCUGGGGCAAAGCCUCUUGCUGCCCUCCUUAGCUCUGUGCCCGUCCCAGCUCGCCUCAGCCCUGUUAUCUCAGAACCAAUAAAAAUAUUUCCAAGAG